AUGAUAAACGAUUCUUCGACAACAAGUUCAAGCCUCUCGGUUCCAAAGGCUGACAUGAAGAAGCUGGACAAUGAGAUCCAGAGCAUUCUUGCGCAGUUUGAGAAACCGAGGGAGUGGGCUGAUUUAACAAACUGUUUGGUCCGCCUCUACCGUAUAAUUAAACACUCAAAUAUCGCAACUAUUCCCUACAAGGAAACGAUUUGUAAGCGUCUGGCACAAUGUCUCAACCCGUUGCUGCCAAGCGGUGUACACAUUAGGGCAUUGGAAGUGUAUGGAGCCAUUUUGGAAAAGACCACUCCAGAAGGACUCGCAAAAGAUUUGGCCCUCUUUAGCACCGGGCUCUUCCCAUUCUUUCCAUUCAGCUCGAUCUCUGUGCGUCCAAUUUUUCUGGAUCUCAUUGAUCAGUACUAUAUCCCCCUGGGAACGAAACUUUUGCCUUGCCUCAUUGGACUGCUAAUUUGUAUCAUACCAGGUCUGGAAGAUGAAAAGUCGGAAACUUUUGAAAAGGUCUGCACUACGCUAGAAAAAAUUAGCAACUGCGUGUCAGAAAAGUUUUACAUGAGAGCCCUCUGGCUUAUCUUGUUAAAGGCUAGCAAGAUCCGUCUUCCCACCCUCUACGUCAUUGCUAACAAAUUAGCACCUGGAGUACCUCUCCUUCCUAUGGAAAGAGUUGAAGUACUGCUCCCAAAUCGCCAUAAUUUGGUUAUGAAGAGUCUAAAGGCAACAACUGAGGAUGAGUCCAUGCUUGUUCUUCGUGAGAUGAUAAAUUUGCUAACAAAACAUUUUCCCCUAGACUCGAGCACGUUUAGUCAUGAGGAAAAAUCAGACUUGUGCAAAGAGUGUCUAAAGUUGCUAAUUAAAAGAGAUUGGUCACUAACUAGAAGGUUGUAUCAGUGGAUAUUUAAUACAAAUGAUUUGAAUGAAUCAAUAGAGUAUGUAGAUUUGACGUAUUUUACAAAUCACUCUAAGAAUAUUAUCAUUAGUGCGGUGAAGGAUUUGCUCCUUACAAAGGGCAAGACUCUAGAAGAGGUCUUGAUGCCAAUAAAAAUUAUUGUGACAUUUAUUUCGGACAUUGAUAUGGCUGGUAUAACAGAUGAACUCAUGCCAGUGCUUUGCAUACCAAUUUUGCAGCAUAUUUGUAAGGAAAAUGAGGAACCUGAGUGGCGUGCAGCCAUCAUUCAAGAAACUCGUUUGAUAUUCAACACGAGUUUAACCUCAACAAGAGUUGUAUUCAAUGCUAUAAUUAACAAUUUUAAUGGUGUAAUUGGUGAGGGAGAUUACAGCUCUUCCAGCGUAUGGAGCGAAUUGCUGGAAUUGUGUAGUAUAUACUUGGAUGAAAUGCACACCAUUACAUUUUGUGAGACAGCGAUUUGUGGUCUAUUCAUGUUACUAGACAACUCUUUGAAUAAUCUACACAAAAUGGAUAUCAAGUAUAAUAUAUACAUAAUCAGCCAUUUGCUAAUGUAUACAUCAUCUAUUCUCUCUAGGAUAGAGACUAUUAUCAAGGGUGAAUGUAAUUAUUUUUGUUUUAAUGAAGUAAACUUGAUGGAAAAUGAAAUUGAAGAGAUUAAUGUGUUGGUGGAAUCACAAAAAUCUUGUAAUGACAAGAUAUCCCACUAUUUAAACACAUUUUAUUCAAUGGCUCUAGUCCAUUUUGAACAGAAACACAAUUAUCUCACAGUUUUCGAAUUGAACAUUAUGGAUGCGCUUAAUGAUUUGGCUGUAAGAUUUGUUGCACUUGAAGAUUAUCUUUCAAUUUUUCCAGUCACUCACUCCUUUGCACAUCGUGAUGCUUCAAAGGGUGAUCAGACAAAACAAAACGUUUCACUUGGUGUGACAAAGGUUGAUUUAACAAAGUUGGAUGAAACAUACUAUCCGAACCAAAGCUUGUCAAGAAUGUUGAGUAUAGGGUCCCUGGGUCUUCAUGGAUUCAGAAGUUCCAUUGCCCUUAGCAAUUCUUCAGGAACAAAUAGUUUUACUGACCCGGUGGCUGCUGACAAGAUAAAUUCAACUGAUCCCAUGGAUAAGUCGGCUGGAGAAGGAAAGGAACCAGAAUUGGAAAAUUGGAUAUCGUGUCUACUGAGCUGUGCAACUUCACCAAACCCUCAACUAUUUUGUCGUGGUAUUAGAACAUUCACAGAGCUUUUGCGGUUACCCAGUAGGAGCUUUUUGAAAAACUAUAUUUCUGGGUCUGGUAAGCACUUGCGCAAUAUUAUCUCACAGUUGUGGAAUAGUUUAGAUGAAAAGUAUGUUACAAGUCACUCCGAGAUUGUGCUUUUGUUGUUACAACUUAUUUCAACAAUUCCAAGGGCUAGAGAUGAAGCAGAAGUUAUCAUUGUUAAGGAUUUGACAACGCCAGUUGUUGAGUUAAAGAUUACCGCAAUAUUAAGGUUUGGUGUGUUUUGGCGCUUUUCUCAUAUCCAUGCACCGGACCAAAUUGUUUUCCCAGAGGCUGUUGGUUGUAUUUUGGAUAAUGUUGAAGAAUCUGACCCAAAGUUGCAUUAUUAUUCUCGGGCAUUCCUCUCAGAGUCUAUACACAUGCUCUCGCAUCUCUUGGAUCCCAUCAUUGCAUCUUUACUCACGUUUGACAAGAAUAGUUGCUCAUAUAGUUCGUAUAUUUGUGAGAUUUUGAGGAAAUUUAGGAAUUUGUCUUCAAUCGUCGGACGCGAGGGUCAGGCAUUGCUUGAUAUGAUGCAGCGAAGACAAGUACCAAUUAGGUUGUUGCGAUUGGUUCAAGGGGAAGAUGUAUAUAAUGAACUUUCUGGAUCAACGAGCUUCACUGGACGCUCGAAUUCUGAAUCCCCCAAAAGUGUUAAUUCCAAUUCCAGGGGAAACUCAGCCCUUUAUAAAAGUUCGGAUUUCUUUUCGGGAAGAUUUCAAACAGCUUCAUUUUCCACAAAUAAGUUUACAACUGCAAAUUUAGAACAAGAGGAUAAUACUAUGGCAUUUCCAAAAUUAGAUGAUCCUCAAAAGAUCUCAUAUAGUGAUAAGUGUAUUUAUGAUUACGUUGAUUUGAUUGUUGUUGUGACGCUAAAGUACAUUUGUCUUAAUGUGGAUAUUUCAUAUUUGCUAAAUAUAGAGAAGUUUGAGGAACUGUUAUCCUAUAGCGAAAUUAUUCAAAAUGCUGAACAUCCAAAGGAUAGUAUCAUUCAGGAAAAUACAAUGAUGUUUAGAUGUACUGCCAUUGACUUCAUGAAACUCUUUCUCUCAUGUAUACAACCUCCGAGCCGUGCAAAAGAGGUUGCUUGUUUGGUAUCUCGCCAUCUCCUUUGUGCGCUCUACCAUUUUCAUUUAAAGGAUGAAACGAUUAUUCAAACCCAAAUGAUUUAUCUUCUCAAGGUUGUCAUGGAUCGUUGUCAUUUAGAAACGAGUGGAUUGAGUAAAGCUACCUCUUCACUUCUUUUACUUGCAAAUAAUAUUUCAAAAUAUCCAUCUGAGCGUAAAUCACAUUUUAAACCCUCAGACUUCAGUACUUUUGCAGUUGUGAGUCACGAUGUGGCAAAGGGUUUGGAAGAAGAUGGAUCACUUAAACGCACAUUUACCACUGACACUAUUCCAGAGUAUGACUAUACUACCAAAUUUGGUAUCCAUAAGGAACAGAGUCUGGCUGAUGAUCUCUUGUCAAAUUUGUCAAGAGAUACAUUUGAUGGGAGGACUUCAGUGUUGCCUCCAGUGUAUAUUAUGAAUGUAGCACUAAUUAAAAAGGCUCAGUUGACGUCUCUAAAGAGACUAUCCGAUGAUGGGCUCUUUACAUCGAUCAUUGAUCAUUGCAUAAGAAAUAGUGCAAAGACAAAGAGGUCCCAUUUACUCCAGUCUUACAUUGACUUUUCAAUCUAUAACCUCAAAUAUCUUAGUGGGACGGAUGGUAUAAAAUAUGCGUCCUGUUUUAUUCAUGAAUUUUGCAAUGCUAUAAAUUUUGGAAAGGAUUGGAUCGGGAUUAGCGGGCUUUUCCACUAUCUUAGGGGUCUUUAUUUUAUGCUAAGCCAUGUUUCAGAAAAGGUUGUUGAUGAGGGUUCGAUUGUGCGAGAUUAUAUAAGACAAUCAAAGAGGACUUCAGCUGGAAUUAGUCUUCAUUCACUCAUUAGAGCGAAUAGCCUACAAAGUGAUGAUUCAAAUGAUGGAACCUCCUGGCAGAUUUUUGGGUUUGGUGGAAUGAAGCCAAAGAAAGUUGUUACUGACCCUGUAACUGAUGACUUUGUUAUUUUCGAUCUCUCGGAGGUCCUGGAAGUAUGUGUACAAGCAAUUAUUUGGGCAAAGGAUUCUCUAGAUAAAGAUUGGAAGGGAAAGAAGGAAAAUAGUAGACUACAUGAUAUCAUGACCUUCCCAGAAACGUCCCUGGGACAAGAAGCUGAGGAGGAAGACAAGAGUCAAGUUGACGUGAAAAGGACAACUGGGCGGGGGACUAUCCUAGGGCAUGAUACAAUGGCUCAGUCCUGCAGCACAGAGACCAUACGUUUGGACAUUAUCAUGUCAGUGGAAAAUAUAUCAAAACAGAUUAUGCGUCUCUUUAGACUCUUGUACGCUAGACUACCAUAUCAUUUUACAAAGGGGUGUUUACAUGUAUGGGAAAUUGCCGAAAAGUCUCCUAACAAGAGAGAAAUUAAGCAGAUUGUCUUAAACUUGAUAAGUUGUACACCGGACUUUUCUGCCCCAAAAACACUCGAGUACAUUCUGGAUAUGUUGGAGCCAUUUGCAAAGACAUCAAGUUAUCGUGAAAGUAGUGGAUAUUCUAUACUAAAUUCAAUGAUUCGCGAUUCUUCUGUAUGCGAAUUUAUUUACUCCAUAAUAACAAGUCCAAUUAUGCCAGAAGCUGAUACUGUAACAACAUACCAUGCACUUCAGAGAUGGAUAAAUUUGUCCCUUUCAUUCCCUCGCCAACCAUCAGUUUUUAUUUGGAUAUUCCACACGCUUGUUAAAUUUGACAAGGCUCAUCCAUGUAAUGAUGCCAAUGUCUUUACCAAAGUUUGUAAAAAACUCUUUAGUGAUUUAAUUCUGGUGAUAAUUCACCAAAGCGCUGGAUUCUACAUGCACAAGGUCUGUUCUUGGCUGCAACCAAAACUUUACGACUUGGAACCUCCAUUGCCCGUAAAUAUUUUGAUAAUAAACAAUAGGUAUUAUGGUAAAGAGUAUACGGUGGGGACUCUGGAAAAAAUGGGAACUAAAGGUUCCGCCAACUAUGGUCCUCUUGGUGAAAAUGGAGACUUUGCUAUGGGACCUAGUGAUUGUUGUUCUAACAAUGCACUGGCAGAGCUCAUAUUCUUCAGCUAUGAAAUUGGACAGCUAAACAGGAGGUCUUGUCUUACAAACAUUUUUUUCCAGACCCUCUAUAAGAAUCUAUCACCAUACAUUCUGCCAAUGUUGCAGGAUAAGCAGGAAUCAAUGCUUCACUAUCGCUAUCUCAUACUUUUGUUUUUGAAGAACCUUCCAUUUGCUCUCUACGAAGGAUCCCUCUUGUGCAUCAAAAAGUCCAUAAUUGAUCACAUUCAUAGUCCAGAUUUUUUCAAAACUGAUAGACGCUGCUUCCGUUGCAUAAUCAACAUCUUUAGAGACGUUGUAAAUGAGGAGUGCAAAGGUACUACGGACAGGCUGAUGAAACUUGACUGGUACACAUCACCUCCUCACACUUCUGUCUUUACCAGUCGUGUGGUAAAUAUACAAACUAGGAUAAAGUACCUCAAGAGGUUGGCGUUUGUUUUGUAUGCAUGUCAAAAUGAUACGUUUGCGGCACAUAUAUCAACUAUUAUUGAGCGUCUAGCUGAGAAUGCUAGGGCUUACGACGAUAAUGAGCUAAGGGCAAAAUGUUUGUUUGUAAUGAGGGUAUUGUUGAUUAAAAUGUCGCAACAGCAUUUAACCGUGUUAUGGCCUGUCUUGUUAUCUGAACUCAUUAAAAUCUUUGAUCGUGAACGAGAUAAUUUGAUUGGUAAAGAAGCCACUGCAAUCGUACCAGAAAUGUGCAAGUCAGCCUCUGGAUCUGUUUCUAUGCAAGCUCCGUCCGCAUCUGGAAAUGCUCCCAGUGUAGCGGCUAUAGCCACAAGUACAUCUCUUGGUGCACCUUGGAAGUCCAUGACGGAUGAGGACUUUGUUGCAGAGGACAAGUAUGUCUUGUUAUCGGAGGCGAUCAAGAUUAUCGAUAUCGCGUGUACAUUACGGCUAAAUGACUUUCUAAUCUUCCAGUGGAUGUUUGUGGAUGAUAUCUCGGAGCACGGGUACGCGGAACAGGGACCAAUGAUUUUAAAAAAGUCGUCCUCCGAUUUCAAGCCAUUCCUCAUGGUCGUUGAACAGUUGUAUCCGGAUGAAGUCAGAAGGCAAUUGCGCAACUUUAUAUACCGUUCGCACAAACAAUCCUACUUUAGAAUCUCGCAACGCUCCAUUCUAUCCGUAGGAAGCUUUGGAGAUGUUUCCGAAAUCCCUUCAAAGGAAGAUGAAGAAAAAAGGAGGGAUCUACCAGAACGUAACAGUAUCGACAAGGAUAGUGAUUUGGAUUCAAUCUCUGAAGACGUUCUAAAACACACGGAAAAUAUGAUUGACGUCUCGAUUGAAAAUGAACUCUUGGAAAUCGAUCCGCACAUAGUCGACGCAGAAGCAGAAAUUAAUCUACACCAAAUUUACAAGGCUUGUAAGCGAGUCCACGGGUAA
Molecule: messenger RNA, 6636 nt
Organism: Theileria equi strain WA
Lineage: Eukaryota; Apicomplexa; Aconoidasida; Piroplasmida; Theileriidae
Exons: 1
Coding region: 1-6636 (2211 amino acids)
Biological process (GO): Golgi to endosome transport
Cellular component (GO): endosome; trans-Golgi network
Source: RefSeq, a predicted model, not a curated record